Molecule: messenger RNA, 654 nt
Organism: Paramecium tetraurelia
Lineage: Eukaryota; Ciliophora; Oligohymenophorea; Peniculida; Parameciidae
Exons: 2
Source: RefSeq, a predicted model, not a curated record
AUGCAAUAGAAUAGUCAAAAAUAGUAAUAAAUCUAGAAGGAAUUAGAUGAUAUGAGAUAGAAAAAGCGACAGUGUAAAAUACUUUAAAAGAUAUUUUUAUAAAGCAAUUUCAGGAGUCUAAUAAUUAAUUAGUUCCUGAAGGACUUGUAAGUAAAAUAAAGAAUAUGUGAAAAAUAAAUGAGAGUGCUAAAUUGGAAUAUUUUCUAAAAUAUUUAGAUGAAACGUCUAAAUAAUAUCUACUUUUGGCUGCGCAAUUAGAAUUAGAUGUUGAAGAAACGAGAAUCUUAUCUUAGAAAUAUAAUUCACAAUAGACUUUAUUGCAUUCUAAUUUAGCAAAGCAAACUAACAUCAUAACGCUAAUAAAUGAUUGUAUCUUAAUUAAAGAACUAACCGAUAUUUGUCCAAGGUAUUGAUUCAUUGAAUCCCUCUUCAUUUGCUUCCGAAUGGAAUAAUGUGAUAAAGGAUUACAAUCAAAAAUUAGUGUAAUUGCAAUAGUAAUUGGAGAGUGCAACCAACGAGGAGUGUUUUCGGAUUUUGAAAUACUAUUAGAAUAAGAAAUUAUUAUCUGAUAUGUAAGAGUUAAAGAUGGUAUUGUAUGCUUUAUUUGGGUAAUCAUAAGGAGAUCAAUAGUGGAUUCACUUUAUAGUUGAUUGA